This is a messenger RNA of Podospora bellae-mahoneyi, 706 nucleotides long. RefSeq lists its product as uncharacterized. Lineage: Eukaryota; Fungi; Ascomycota; Sordariomycetes; Sordariales; Podosporaceae. The coding region runs from base 254 to 559 and encodes 101 amino acids. The transcript has 2 exons. The record is from RefSeq and is a predicted model, not a curated record.
GCAGGUAUUACUGGUGACAACAGCAUCCAAAAACACAUCAUGAGCUCCACAGAUCGACUACACCGAGGAGUAAGACGGAAAGACUCGAGACCGUUUGCUUGUGAAGGAUCAUCUCGAGAUUUUGUCUAUAAAAGAGAGCCAUCAUCACGACAUUGAGACACCUUUUCUCAUCAUCCUCACCAUCAAGCCUUCAGACAAGCCAUCUACUCAAGACAAAUCUUCACUUUCCAACCAACCAACCAAAACCAUCAAAAUGCAGCUCUCCACCCUCCUCGUCGCCGCCCUCGCUGGCACCUCCUCCGCCUACACCCUCUCCGUCUACAGCGCCGACAACUACCAGGGCACCCAGAAGAGCUACUCUUCCGCCGGCUCCCGCAGCGUCGGCUUCACUGUCAAGUCCUGGAUCUGGGAGUCCCAGCUCGGUGAUGGCUGCUGCGUGAACUUCUGCAAGGGCUCCACCUCUCAGGGCCGCUACUGCGGCAGCGCCCGCAAGGCCGUCUCCUCUGCUGGUGUCAACAAGGUCGUCACUGGCUGCGGCAACGCUGUUCUCAACUGCUAAAUGCAGUUGCAUGUGAGAAUGAAGGAAGGAUGUGAUAGGCCAAAUGUACUGCAGAUGGAAGAUAUAGAGGAGGAUCUUAGCUAUCACCUUGUCGACUGUGGGAUAAAUUGAAUAUCUUGAUGUUCAACUUUUGCUCUCUUUUUGUGA